UUUGCAUCCUGCUCUCUGGCACAUACGCUGGGCGAACAAAAGUAGGAAGUGGAGUUUGACUUCUGAGAGUUCACCCCCGGGUUGGUGCUGAGAGCAAGUUCCUCAACCUGCUGGAUGCAGUUGAUUUCCUAAGUUUUUGGCUAGCGGGAAUUGCAGAACUUGUGUAAAUGCUGCUUUUUUUUCUUUUUCUUUCUCCCAAAGAAGCAAUCAAUCACGAAGCAGCCAAGGAUUUUCUUGGACUUCUUGAGGGAAGGGGAAUGGUUGUUCAGUGUUGACAAAGACAGAGAUCCGCCUCUCCACUAGCAAAGGCUUUUCAGACCUUGUUUCUGAGCCAUUUUUAAUGGUCUGGAGGAGUGAGAGAUCAAGCAGCACAGGAAAUGUGUGGUGGCACGCCAAGGACAUCAACCCGGACCGGGGGCCCGCCAGACCAGGCCAUAUGUGGGGCCCAUGCUACGUCCUCUGGGCCGUCAGGGAAGACGGACCGGUUGGGCCGAAAGGCUCAGAAACCUGAACGCGCUGGGGUAGGAAGGGGGAAUGGAAUCUCGGGGAACGUUCCUGCCCAUAUUCACGACAGUUGGUCAUCUUCAGAAUUCGACUUGAAUGAAAUCCGCCUCAUAGUUUACCAGGAUUGUGAGAGGAGGGGCCGACAGGUCUUGUUCGAUUCUAAAGCGGUGCGCAAGAUUGAUGGGGCAGCAACUCAGAAAACAGAGGACGCCGCCAUCAAACUGCCAGUCAAGUGCUGUCAGGCGAGCAGCCAUGGAAGCAGCAGCAGUCUCAACAGCAACGGGAGCGGCGGGAGUGUCUCGUCUCAUAAUCCCUUAGCGGCCACUCCGCAACACACCAGGGAGCAACUUCCCAAAUACCAGUACACUAGACCAGCUUCUGAUGUCAAUAUGCUUGGUGAAAUGAUGUUUGGCUCUGUGGCAAUGAGUUACAAGGGUUCUACCUUGAAGAUCCACUAUAUACGUUCUCCCCCACAGUUGAUGAUUAGCAAAGUCUUCUCUGCCCGAGUGGGCAGUUUCUGUGGAAGCACCAAUAACUUGCAAGAUAGCUUUGAAUACAUCAACCACGACCCCAAUUUGGGGAAGAUGAGCUCGAAUCUGACCGGUUUGGGUGCCGGUCGAAAUGGAAGUAACCUAGGUGUGCUCCAGUUGUGCAGCAGCAAACUGCUGCCAGGGGUGACUGAAGGAGGACUUCUCCGACUCACUCGGAGUGCUUCUUUCUUUGCAGCGCACAGCACUCCAGUUGACAUGCCAAGUAGAGGCCAGAGUGAAGAUCGGGACAGUGGCAUCGCACGAUCAGCCUCACUUAGCAGUCUGCUGGUUACUCCAUUCCCCUCGCCAACCUCUUCCUCCUCCAGCAGUUACCAGCGCCGCUGGCUCCGGAGCCAAACAACAAGUUUAGAAAAUGGCAUCGUUCCAAGGUGGUCAACGGAGGAGACAUUUAGCUUGGCUGACGAAAGCUGCACUUCCAACCCAGCCAUGAUUCGAAGAAAGAAGAUCGCAAUCAGCAUUCUCUUCUCCCUAUCGGAUAGAGAGGAAGCACAGAGAAAUUUUCAGGAUUUCUUCUUCUCUCACUUCCCUCUGUUUGAAUCCCACAUGAACAGGCUGAAGAGUGCAAUUGAAAAGGCCAUGAUCUCGUGCCGAAAGAUCGCGGAGUCAAGUCAGAGAGUGCAGAUCUAUGUCAGCCGUCUCAUGGAGGCUCUGGGAGAGUUCAGAGAGACUAUCUGGAACUUGUAUUCCGUUCCCAGGAUCACCGAACCCGUGUGGCUUACCAUGAUGUCCAGCACAUUGGAAAAAAGCCAGCUCUGCCAGCACUUCCUCAAAGAGUUUACACUUCUAAUUGAACAGAUCAACAAAAACCAGUUUUUUGCUGCUCUACUGACAGCGGUGUUGACCUACCAUCUGGCCUGGGUGCCGACUGUCAUGCCCAUUGAUCAUCCUCCCAUCAAAGCUUUCUCUGAGAAGCGCACCUCCCCGUCUGUGAAUCUGCUGGCUAAAACUCAUCCGUACAACCCUCUCUGGGCCCAGCUGGGGGACUUGUAUGGUGCAAUUGGUUCCCCAGUGAGGGUAACUCGAACCGUGAUAGUUGGGAAACACAGAGACUUGGUCCAACGGAUAUUGUAUGUUCUGACCUACUUCCUCCGGUGCUCCGAGCUGCAAGAACACCAGCUGACUUGGAGCGGGAAGUUUGGAGAUGAAGAGCAGAUGCUCAGUGGCAGCCAGAUCACAACCACCUUGGAAAAGGGAGAGGUGGAGGAGUCUGAAUAUGUGGUGGUUACUCUGAGGAACGAACCCGCUCUGGUACCUCCGGUCCUGCCCCAGAAGAGUGGGGAGAAGAGAAAUCAACCCCCUGCGGGUUUGGCGGGUGCCUCGGAGCACUCUGGGACAACCGACUCUUUGCACAGAGUUGACCGAGAAAAGAGCAAGCUAUCAGAGAGGACCGAGCAGGAUUGCAAGGCUACCCGGGUGGUGGACAGAGGAGUGGCAUCGGGCAACUCGGGGCGGGAGCCUGGAGCCCAUAAUGCCACAGCGUGGGUAGCCUCCAGCCUCGGAGGCCCUGCCGAAACUGAGGCUUCAGAGAUGGGGCUGCAGUCCAGCCAGCAGCCAGCGAGAGAGGUUCUGCCGGUGACGGGGGGCCCCGAGAAACCUCUCAGCAGAUCACCCGCCUACCCUUGCCCUGAGAGGCUCACACGGGGGAGUACUCCUGUAGAAAAGGUCACCUUUCGCAUUGGAAGCUCAGUGUCGCCGGAGUCAGACUUUGAAAGCCAGGCCAAGGAGAUGGAGGAAAACCUGAAAGCGUUCAGGAAACAUCCAGCCCGGACAGACAUUCCUUUGAUCCCGGCAGGCCUGGCUCCUGAUGACGACGCUCGGGAGAUGUGGACAUCCGGGGUCUCGGUCAUCCGGAGGACCGUCUGUUACGCUCCAAGCCUGUCUCGGGAGGGGAGCAGAAGUCUGUCGGAAGGACAUUUCGUUGAGGAGAACGGUAUCAGUGUCGCCGAGGCUGCUGGGCCGCCCACCCCACCAAGUGAACCCUUCGCACCUUCUCGCAACUCAGUGGCGAUGGGAAAGAGGAAACCUCCGGAGAAGACUCAGACCUCGGGCCUGAAGGACCAGUCUUUGGAACCAGUUCCAAGUACACGUGUCCAGCAGGGCUCUGGACUUGAGGGAGCUUCGGAUGUCCCCUGUGGGGAUGCUAGCAGGAGGACACCAUUCAGACCAGAAGGCGACCUCCCCAGGAACGAGAGCUCAGACAGCGCCUUGGGAGACAGCGACGAGGAAAGUGGGGCCUGCCCGUCAGCUCCCCUGAGUUUGAAUUCUGACAGCGACCGACAUGGAGCAUCAACAGAAGUGGAGUUGCCUUUGCCAAGGUCUCAAGUCAUCAGCAGCCGGAACGUGAGGAACUUCGGGCGGUCGCUCCUGGGCGGUUACUGCCCAGCGUACAUGCCGGAUCUGGUGCUGCAUGGGACGAGCAGUGACGAGAAGCUGAAGCAGAACCUGGUCGCAGACCUCGUCCACGCGGUGCACCAUCCAGUACUAGAUGAGCCAGUAGCCGAAGCCGUCUGUAUCAUUGCAGAUACAGACAAGUGGAAUGUUCAAGUGGCCACAAGUCAGAGGAAGGUGAUGGACAACGUGAAACUGGGCCAGGACGUCUUGGUCUCAAGUCAAGUGUCCAGUUUACUCCAAUCCAUUUUACAGCUUUACAAGCUCCACCUCCCAGCUGACUUCUGUAUCAUGCACCUCGAAGACAGGCUCCAGGAGAUGUAUCUCAAAAGCAAAAUGCUCUCCGAGUAUCUGCGAGGACAUACGAGAGUCCACGUGAAAGAACUGGGCGUCGUAUUGGGGAUCGAAUCUAAUGACCUGCCUCUGUUGACUGCUAUAGCCAGUACGCAUUCACCAUAUGUUGCUCAAAUACUCUUAUAAGCUAAAGCUCAGGAGUUCUUCCCUACACAGACAAUUUGGAGAUGCUCAACUGAAGGAGAGCGGUGACGAGCAGAGAGGAGGAGCAGGUAGAGAUGGGCAACCCCUCACCUUUUUGGUUGGGAUUCUUUUUUAAAUGGACAUUUCAUCACAAGACUAGUUUACACACAAAGGUAUUCGGGUUUUUCUUUAAUACUUUACUCAAUGAUGAAUCAACCAAAUGAGAAAGUAAUAGUUUUUUUAUGAAAUAAAAUGAGAAAUUAAACACUACAAUGCACAGUAAGCUGCCAGCACAAACUAAGUUGUGCUGCUUGAAAAGGGAAGGAAGUGUGACAGCCUGGUUCUAAUGCUACACAGCCACACUUUGGAGAAGGAAAGAAAACGAUGAAUGAAACAUUCCUUCAUGAAACCGCUUCAUAAGUGAGUAGCCAAGAUGUAUUCCGGCGCUGGGCUGAGUAUGUUCCACUUUUGGGCAGAGACCAGACAGUUUUGUUUUUUGGGGGUUUUUUUUGUUUUGUUGUUUUUUUAAAAAAAAAAGACAUAAGUAAGAAGGAAAUGACUGAGUUUUUCUAGGUUCUGGGUUUGCUGUGAUGUUGCUUAUAUCAAAAAUGAGUAAAGGAGGUCUACUGGCAAACUGGUGGCUAGGAAUUCUCUACCAUAACUUCUUCUGGGGGUUGACAUUUUUGCAGAUACAAAUCUUAAAUUAGGGAGGCAGUGGCAAAGGAUGCUCCCUGGACGCUAAGUCUAGCAUCAUGAUAUUUUCGACAUGAAUUCUGUGCAGUUGUAAAGUACCCAUUCAGGCACCAUAUGUUUUCUUCCUUAGUCACUUUACUGCGUUCAGCUGCCAUUUUCAAGAGAGGCCACUUACCAAACCAUUCUGAAGGCUUGAGGGAAUCUUUUUUUAUUUAAUUCUUGCAGUUCAAACACUCUUUUUUCUGACAGUAAAAGUGAUUCUGUAUUCACACCCCAAAGAGGACAGCUGUCCUUAUGUGAAUCGAAAUCUACAAAGGCUCAAUCUGACUAGGGAAGGCAAUUAGUUUUGACACGUCACGUUCGGAUCAUCUUCAUUUUUAUACUCUUAUCUCUGUGCCUUCCAGACUGCUCUGGCAAGAGCAGUUGAAUAUCUGCUGAGAAUUCAUCCUCCCUAAAGGCACUGCCAGAUGAGGGAGAAAUCCUUUGCUCUUAGACUUAUGUGGUCUUGUUUUGCAAGCCAAACAGGAAGAGGAAGUACGUUAUAUUGAAAAUGGCCACCAGGACUAUCUAAUGGACAAUCAGAAGCCAUGUGUUAGCACCCCAAUUUUGGUGCUAGCUGAGAAAUGGAAUUCUAUGUGGAAUUUUUGCAGAAGAGAGUAAUUACAAAUUAAGCUAUUUCCUGAAUGUUUAUUUCUCCAAUCCUAGGAUUUCCUAGAAUAACUUUUCUUCCUAGAGCCAGGAGAGUUUCAAAAUCUCUAGUGGUUGAGGGAUUUAGCUAGUGGACAAAGGAUAUUUUUCAGUGAACGUUAAUUUGCUGACUCUCAUGUUCACGGAAUUCUUGAAGGAAUAUGUCACCAACAGAGUGCUCCUUUAAGAAUUCAUUGUCAAAAAGGUCAGAAGGUAGAGGUGUGUGUGUGUGUGAGAGAGAGAGAGAGAGAGAGGUUAAGGGGGAGGUAUUUUUUGAGUGAGAGAAGGUGAGGACUAUUGAAUCAUUACUCACCUUACCAAUCUCUUUUCCUGAGAUAGAGACUACUUAGGUAGCGACAGUCUUGCAUUAAAAUCUUUGAAUGUCACCAUCCAAGCGGAACUCACACUGUGUUCCACUCUUCAAUUUCAGGUGCUCCUUUUUGCACAGCAUUUGUGUUCAGACAUUUUAAAGCCCUUGGCAAUAUUUGUGGCUUCACUACUGGUUUCUGCACCCCCUUCUCCUGCCUCGUCCACCCCUGGGGGGGGCCAGGGUAGGGAGAAGGGAGGAUGCACUCAGGGGUUUGCCUGGCUCUUGAACUAGCUUGAUUGUCUAUUCUGGUUUAUAACCCAAGGUAGGCCAGUUUAGCAAAAGUUCCUAUUUGCCUUCCUACUCAGUCUCUGCUGCACAGGAGUUGAUGUCCAUUCCCCCAAACACUGAAGAGAUUCCUCUCCUCACUUCCCCCAAAACACACACACUUCUCAUCUUUUCACCCCUUUCCAAACUCAGGCCUUCCCACAGGCAUGUAAACCCUUUGCCUUUUCUCCUUGCCUCCCAGAAAUAAGAAGCAGGCGUCCUCCCCAAAUUUCCCGUGAUCAUUUUUUAUGUACUUUCCCCUCUCGGCACCCUCCGGUUUUCAACAGAAAUAACUUCGUAAAUGAAUUUAAGCUGUAUAAGGUGGCUCAUUGUUGAGCCACUUUGUAAGAUGUGACCUGUAAAUGUAAUAAGCAUAGGUGGUUUAUGACUUCGAUCUAAGCCGAUUCAUUCAACCUCCUAAUUUGUUUCCAAACUGCCUCUUGUUCAGACAUUAAAGGUGCGAUGAAGCCGAUUUUCUGCGGCUCUCAAGAAUAGACUGCUGCUCUGGGCAAAUUCCUCAUGAUUGUUGCCUCCAAAUAUGAUCUAAAGCUUGCUGCUCUUUUUUAAGUUCCACUUACACUCAUUUUUUUCGAGUCUUAAAUUCCUAUUCUCAGUAAAACAAAAUGGGGGAUUAAAGGUUUGUGGCAUUGUUGAAAUGUAGAUUUUUUUUUUUUUUUUUACAACCAGUGGCUUUAUUAUUGCUUUACUGAAGAGAAUGAAAAAUGUUGCCUCCUUCCCCUCAAACUCCCUACCCCGCCUCAAAAAAAAAAACUACUACCUCAGUUGACAGGAUUCCACCUUUAGGGUUUCUUCAACUUUGUAAGUCUUACCCCAUGAGUGUAAUUUUUGUAGCAUCUUGCCUUUAAAAUGAGUUAGUGUGGCAUGACAGGGCCGAAGCUAUAUGUAAAUGUCGUUGGACUCUUUCUAGCAUGUUUCUGUUUUAUUUUUAAUAAAUAGGCAAGGGACAUGAAUGUAAGGGAAAUUGUGUAUGUGUAAGAGUGACAUUGAAAUGAACUGCAGCUUAAAUAUUUGUGCAAAAUUCCAAAGCAUUUUAUUCUUUUAUCAGUGUUACGAUAGCUUUUUGUACAGGCUUUAAUCCAUUUUUCAGAAGUGUGCUUUUUUUUAAUGAAAGUGAUUGUGACCUUUUCAAGUCCCAUGGAACUACCGUUUACACACUGCAACUUUUACAAUCCAUAUUUUUUCAAAACUAACCUUUCAGAGGGAAGCAAUCUCCCCACACAAGUGUACUCCACUACUGCUGUCUGGGCUCUGGUAACAAACCUCAAGAUUUUAUAAUAAUGUAUAGAUUUCCAAACUCUUCACAAGAAAGUCGCCAUUGUUGUUUCUCUGUAUCUUCUUAAAAGGAAUUAAUAUAAGCUAAUUCUGAAGUUACUUUAGACUCAGUGUUUUCUCCACAGAACUGGAAUGGACUAUUCUGGUCACAUAGAUGGUUUUCUCUUUGAAAGGAAAGUCUAUAGCAAAUACUCUGUGAAACAUGCACCCUAAAAGACAUGGAAUAUGAUAUGCUGAAAUUUAACUGGCUCUUCAAACAGGAGAAAAAUAUAGGUUCUGUUGCUGUUGAAAUAAAUUGACAGGAUUUAUUUUUUUUUGAUCAACUGAAUAGGUACCAAUGUCAACUGAAUGGAACUUUUCUUACAGCUGUUCACCUAUCAUUUUGAUCAAUUUCUCUGUGGCAUUUAGUGCAAUAAACUUUUUUAAAUACAAUUUGAA
Ornithorhynchus anatinus (platypus) is the source of this 7665-nucleotide messenger RNA. RefSeq names its product folliculin interacting protein 2 (gene FNIP2). The transcript has 18 exons. Gene Ontology annotation, cellular component: cytoplasm. The record is from RefSeq and is a predicted model, not a curated record. Lineage: Eukaryota; Metazoa; Chordata; Mammalia; Monotremata; Ornithorhynchidae. Gene Ontology annotation, molecular function: ATPase inhibitor activity; protein-folding chaperone binding. The coding region runs from base 378 to 3923 and encodes 1181 amino acids.